This is a messenger RNA of Notothenia coriiceps (black rockcod), 1762 nucleotides long. RefSeq names its product ethanolamine-phosphate cytidylyltransferase-like. Gene Ontology annotation, biological process: phosphatidylethanolamine biosynthetic process. The transcript has 13 exons. The coding region runs from base 248 to 1453 and encodes 401 amino acids. Lineage: Eukaryota; Metazoa; Chordata; Actinopteri; Perciformes; Nototheniidae. Gene Ontology annotation, molecular function: ethanolamine-phosphate cytidylyltransferase activity. The record is from RefSeq and is a predicted model, not a curated record. Gene Ontology annotation, cellular component: cytoplasm.
GGGAUGAUGUGCUUUCUUCGGCCGACUUGACAUAGCGCGUCGUGCGUCGUGCGUCGUUGCGUCGCGGGUCGAGGAGGCGUUGGCGCAUCGCACGACUGCUGCCGCUGGUGCUGCUGCUGCGGACACACAACCCGGCUGUCCUGCACUGAAACGGGGGACGCAACUGACACUGUCACCAUCUUAACUGGAGGGGCUCACUCUGUGGAUACAGUUGCACUUUAAUUUAUCACUCACCAGCUUCACCGCAAUGAUCAAAAACGGUCAUCACAACCACCAAGUGAGCACGGUAGCCGGGAAAGACGCAGGGACGACCCCCGGAGCUGCAGCCUGCAGUCCCGAGAAGAGGAGGAGAAGAAUCCGGGUGUGGUGUGACGGCUGCUAUGACAUGGUUCAUUAUGGCCACUCCAACCAGCUGCGACAGGCCAAGGCCAUGGGAGAUUACCUCAUCGUUGGAGUACACACAGAUAGUGAGAUUGCGAAACACAAGGGUCCUCCCGUCUUCACUCAGGCAGAAAGAUACAAGAUGGUGCGGGCCAUAAAAUGGGUGGAUGAGGUUGUGGAAGGAGCGCCUUACGUCACCACCCUCCAGACCCUCGACAAGUACAACUGUGACUUCUGUGUGCACGGAGAUGAUAUAACACUGACAGUUGAUGGAAAAGACACAUACGAAGAGGUGAAGAAGUCAGGGCGGUACAGGGAGUGUAAGAGAACCCAGGGAGUUUCAACUACAGAUCUGGUCGGCAGGAUGCUACUGAUGACCAAAGCACACCACAGCAACAUUGAUAGUUCAGACUAUCAGCAGCACACAGACAACUUUGGAAAGAAGGGCCACAGUCCCUGGACAGGGGUGUCUCAGUUCCUGCAGACUUCACAGAAGAUCAUCCAGUUUGCUUCAGGACAAGAGCCCCAACCCGGAGACACAAUUAUCUACGUGGCAGGAGCCUUUGACCUCUUCCACAUUGGCCAUGUGGACUUCCUGGAAGCAGUGCAUAAGCUCGCAGAAAAGCCAUACAUUAUAGUCGGGUUGCACUUUGAUCAAGAGGUGAACCGCUACAAAGGGAAAAACUACCCCAUUAUGAAUGUCCAUGAGAGAACGCUCAGCGUGCUGGCCUGUCGAUAUGUGUCAGAAGUGGUGAUUGGUGCGCCCUUUGCAGUCACAAAAGAUUUACUGGACCAUUUUAAGGUGGAUCUUGUAUGCCAUGGGAAGACAGUAAUAUAUCCUGACAAGGAUGGAUCCGACCCUUAUGCUGAGCCGAGGAGAAAAGAAAUCCUGCGGACUGUUGACAGUGAGAACAGCCUGACUACAGAUGCCAUUGUGCAAAGAAUAAUUAAAAACAGGUUGCUAUUUGAAGCAAGGAAUCAGAAGAAAGAGGCCAAAGAGAUUGCUGUGAUCCAGGCCCUGAAGCGACAAGAAGAGGAGAAAACAAAAGAAAGACCCCAGGCUGUCGUGUAGGAAGGCUCUAAACAAGCACCAUCGACUAAGUGUCAUCAUAACACUGACAAUUAAUCUAAACUCAACAUAACACUGACAAUUAAUCUAAACUAAACAUAACACUGACAAUUAAUCUAAACUCAUGUACAAUGAAAUCAGCUCUUAUAUGUGUUAUGACACCGUCAGCACAACAAUCCUGGCUGAUAACAGCAGUCCUUAGGGCAGCCUGUUUAUAGCUAGGAGGAUAUAGUCUGCUGUGUGAUCAUCAGGUAUACACUGUGUGUGUGUGUGUGUGUGUGUGUGUGUGUGUGUGUGUGUGUGUGUGUGUGU